Molecule: messenger RNA, 2352 nt
Organism: Mangifera indica (mango)
Lineage: Eukaryota; Viridiplantae; Streptophyta; Magnoliopsida; Sapindales; Anacardiaceae
Product: formin-like protein 4
Exons: 3
Coding region: 1-2286 (761 amino acids)
Biological process (GO): actin cytoskeleton organization; actin nucleation
Molecular function (GO): actin filament binding
Source: RefSeq, a predicted model, not a curated record
AUGAGAAGAGGAAGCAAAUUAAGGGAUGAUGAUGAUCAGCUUUCACCAUCAUCCUCAUCCUCACCAGCAACUUCACCAUCUUCUCCCUCAUCACCGCUUAGUCCGGCUGAGCUUCCAACUCCUGAAACUCACUUGCUUCAAACAGUGAUCUUUCCUGCUGAACAAAUUCCAGCAAUGCCAUCAUCAGAUCAAAGCAGUGUCAAGACAAUUGCUGCCACUGCUGCAAUUACUCUACUUCUUGCUGGAGUGGCGUUCUUAUUCUUCCAUCGAAUUGCUAAACAUCUCAAGAAAACUAAAACCAUCUCAAGCUUUCGUCGAGAGGAAGCGACACUCACUUAUGAAGACUUCAAGAAGUUUAAAGGAAAAGUAAAAGGUUUGAUUGUUGAUGAAAAUGGACAAGAUGUCCUGUAUGUGAAGAGACUAGAAGAUGGGCAACUUAAAGCUACUUUACCAAAGAUUGUGUUCAAUCCUAGUUAUGAAGUAGAAGAUGACGAAGAAAAGAGAGUGGACGUAGUGAGAAAACCAAAACCAAGGGAAGUAUUACUCCAUGAGCCAUCUGAUUUGUCUCCUCCUCCAGCCACUACAACUGGAAAAGUUUCAGCAACACCGCCGCCACCUCCUCCUCCUCCUCCUCCUCCUCCUCCUCCUCCUCCCCCUCCCCCUCCCCCUCCUCCCCCUGCUCCCCCUCUGCUUGCUUGUCCACCAGUGCCGCCACCACCACCAAUACCAGUAAAAAGAAAUCCUGCGUCACUUCCAACACCCAAGGGACUUACUUCGAUUUCAUCAUUGAAACCUCCACCUGUACCUAGACGGAAUGCAGAUAAGAGUAAGGAAGGAGCUGCUGCAGCGGAGAACUCAAAAAGGACUGUUGUUGGCCAGAAGAAGCUGAAACCAUUGCACUGGGACAAGGUCUUAACAAAUGUUGAUCAUUCAAUGGUCUGGAAUGAGAUCAAGGAUGGAUCUCUCAGAUUUGAUGAUGAAAUGAUUGAAAAUCUAUUUGGAUACACCACCGCCAAUCGCAGAACCCCUGGAAGCACAAAUAUGUCCAUCGGUUCAAGCCCUGCAACCCCUCCCCAAAUUUUUAUCCUUGAUCCCCGCAAGUCCCAGAAUACAGCCAUUGUACUAAGAUCUCUAGCAAUCUCCCGUAAAGAAAUCACUGAGGCCCUCCUUGAGGGUCAGGGACUUACCAGUGACACUUUAGAAAAACUUACCAAAAUUUCUCCAAGCCAGGAAGAAGCAGCAAAAAUCCUCCAAUUCAACGGCAACCCAACUAAACUUGCAGAUGCGGAGUCUUUCCUUUUCCACAUCUUGAAAGCUGUUCCUUCGGCAUUCAUUCGUAUUAAUGCAAUGCUUUUCAGAUCAAGUUAUGAUUCAGAAAUUCUUCACCUAAAAGAGUCCUUGCAAGCUCUUGAAUUGGGAUGUAAGGAGCUUAGAACCCGAGGGCUCUUCCUAAAACUUCUGGAAGCCAUUCUUAAGGCUGGUAAUAAGAUGAAUGCCGGAACCUCCAGGGGAGAUGCACAAGGUUUCAACUUAACUGCCCUUCGCAAGCUUUCUGAUGUUAAAAGCACCGAUGGGAAAACUACUCUACUCCACGUUGUUGUGGAACAAGUGAUCCGAUCAGAGGGUAAACACUGUGUAAUAAAUCGGAACCAUAGCCUUGGAAGAAGUAAUACUCAAAGAAGCAUAAAUAGUGAUUUAAAUACAGAUAGCUUCGCAGCAGAGGACAAAGACAAAGUGUACCUUGAAUUAGGAUUGCCAGCAGUAAGAAGCUUAAGUAUUGAGUUCUCAAAUGUAAAGAAGGCAGCCACAAUAGAAUAUGACCCUUUCAUCAAUACAUGCUCCUCUCUCACAUCCCAUGUUGCAGAAAUUCGGCAGCUAGUGACACGCUGUGCCAAUGGUGAGAAAGGUGGGUUUCUACGCGCAAUGAAAGAGUUUCUAGAGGAGUGUGAAGAGGAACUUAUGGUGGUUAGAGAGGAGCAGAUAAGGGUUAUGGAGCUUGUGAAGCGAACAACAGAAUAUUAUCAAGCAGGAGGUGCCAAAGAUAAAUGGGCACACCCCAUUCAACUUUUUGGAAUAGUUAAAGAUUUUCUUGACAUGGUUGAUAGAGUUUGCACCGAUAUCACUCAGAAUUUACAGAGGAAGAAUGUGACGAGUGCAAUAUCGUCGACGUCACCAUCAUUUUCAUCAGCAGCAAGAACUCCGGCUACAUUCCCAAACUUCCGUUCACAAUUCAUGUCAAAUAUAGCUGAGACAAAAUCUUCCAGUGAAUCAGAUGACAGCUUUUGAAGAAGAUCUGUUUUAAUUCUGUGUUAAAAUUAGAAACCCUAGAAAUAAACAUAAUGAUUCUCAGUC